Strongylocentrotus purpuratus (purple sea urchin) is the source of this 1892-nucleotide messenger RNA. RefSeq names its product beta-1,3-galactosyltransferase 5-like. Gene Ontology annotation, molecular function: hexosyltransferase activity. NCBI's taxonomy places the organism in Eukaryota, Metazoa, Echinodermata, Echinoidea, Camarodonta, Strongylocentrotidae. Gene Ontology annotation, cellular component: membrane. The record is from RefSeq and is a predicted model, not a curated record. The coding region runs from base 219 to 1355 and encodes 378 amino acids. The transcript is spliced from 2 exons.
AUGCUAUAGGUCGAGUAUUCAAAUUUCGUGCGUUUUUAGGGUUUUAAAUAUUCGGAACUUGACUCUUGAAAAUACUGACGGCUCCUACAUUUAGUUGAAUUCUACAAUCAAAAGUAAACGUGUUCGAUUAGCCCAUCUCUCACAACAAAAGCUUGCAAAUUGUACCGAAUGUUGAGCGUUCACAACUACGUCGUAAUUAUCUGCGGCAUUCUGAGUUGAUGUUAUACGAGGUGAAAGGACAGUCAGGUACAAUGGCGAGGGUAAUGAAGAUCACAAAAUUGAUUUGCUGCGUGACCCUCCUGUUUGGAAUUAUCGGCACUUUGUGGCUGGGGCUUGGCGUCAAGACCUUAAACGAUAGACGCCCUGGAGCAAUAUUACGACUUACUAGUGAUAAAAGGGAGCACCUAUCCUUGUCUCAUAAAGGUGCAGAAGCCAACUCGAAAGAUGAGAAGGGCCACUCCAAGAACAUUGGGAUCCUCAUCCAACAUUCAUGGACACCCUUUUCAGCCAAGCAUGAUUAUAAAUAUUUGUUAAAUAAUCGCCUCAAAUGCGCCGACAAAGGUGGGAAGCUUUAUGAGAAAUUAUCUGUGAUUGCCAUCGUCACUUCGGACCCGAGGAACGUCGACCGAAGAAACGUGAUAAGGAUGACAUGGAUUCGACACGCCAUCGAGAAUAAGAUUGCCAUCAAGGUCAUGUUCAUAGUGGGCGUAACGUCCGAUGGGUCUAUCCGGAACAAGAUCAAGCACGAGGCUUUCCUCUACAAAGACAUCAUUCAAGAAGCUUUCCAGGAUACUUACCUUAACCUGACGGUCAAGACCAUUGGCGCCCUCAAGUGGGCCACCCAGUUAUGCCCUCGGGCAAAGUUCUUCAUGAAACUCGACGACGAUGUCGUUGUCAACAUAGGGAACCUGACAGGCUUUCUCGAUGUCUUUGUGCCGUCGGUCAACUACCUCGGUGGCAUCGUGCAGGUCGGGUCCAUUCCAUUUCGUAAUCCACAAGAUAAAUGGUACACACCUGAAGAACUCUACCCAGAAGCCACCUACCCUCCGUAUCCAGAAGGGAAAAUAUACAUCAUGUCCAUGGACGUUGCAAAGAGAAUCUACCAUCACACCAAAACAUUGCAGAUUUUCCCCUGGGAGGACGUCUUUAUUGGAAUUUGCGCCAAACAAUUGAGUAUAGUUCCCCAGAACAUUGUCAACUUCCACGGCGUAUGGACAGUGCGAAGUGAAGGUAUAGGGAUCAUUAAGACUGAUGAAACAUUGGCAAAUUUGAAUUUCCUUUAUGUCUUUUAUGACCUUACAAUAGGGGAAAUGAUAGAAAUUUGGCAAGCAUGGAUGUCAAACAGUUGGGAUUAACAUUCUGUUAGAUUAUCAACUUAUUUAUUCUAUCUAGCUGUCUUUCAUUAUAUAUAAGGUAGAUGAGAUUUGUUCAUAAGGAAAAGAACUCGUGAUGAAUAUUAUCUUUCAGCGGGGAGAGUCAAGCAAAGAGUUGUAAGAUGGACUCUGAAGUGUAAAGUAGCUAAGGUCCACCUCAGGUGAAAAUUACUGAAGGCCAAGAAACAUCAUAUGAUUAUGUAUAUACCAUAUUUAGUUUAAUAGAUCCAGCAUUUUGAGAAAGUGGAGGGGGUUAUUUUUUUCAACAUUCAUAUUUCACAGGAACGCUGUAUUGGAAACCAUGUCAUGCCUUCAAAGUACUAAACUUAUGAUCUCUCAAAUAGGGAAGGAGUGGAAAUAUUAAACAAAUAAAUGAUUGAAUUAAUCAAUAACUAAAUAAUAAAAAUCAAAAAAAGAAAUAGAGGAAUUUACAAUAUAAAUGAAGGCUUUCAGAUCAUAUCUAUUAUUUUAUGCCAGUGUCAUAAUGUAAAUUUUGUGCAUAUGAUUCUACACUUCUAG